GUGUCUGCUGGCCUUGACGCUGGGCAUGCUAUCAGAAGACCCUAUAGGUGGGGUUACAACAUGGUGAGGAGUAUCGUUUUGGUUCCGGAAGCACUUAUAUUUUCAUCUGUGCCAGUGUUGCUGAACUGUCUUUGCCCAGAGACAGUUCUCUCAAUCCAAGCAAUACAACUCACAGGAGAAAAGAUAUUCAGGAAAGAGAAUCUGGAGUCUAAUCUCCCUUUUGGAUGGGAGAGGGAGCUGAAGGCAUCCAUCUGAAUUGGAUCUCUUGUGAGUGGAAACCUUUGAAGACACCCGUUGCUCUGGCCUAGAACUGAGCAGAACACAAGCCACCUGUUGUCUUCUGGGUAAACUCAAGCUUUAGGGCCUGAGGACAUUCUGCUCCAGGUCUUUAUUUAGAUGCUUCAGAGAGUCCAGGUGUUUCUGGCACCCCUUGGAAGCCUCUGGAACCUUCCAGAGGAGCCUUAUUUGGGUGGUCUUGCUGCCUUUCCCCUGCCCAGGGAAGGACAGCGUACCUGUUAGAGAAUGUUGCUUGGCUAUUUGUGCGAUAAAAUCAGUUGAACGCUGGUCUUUAGGCUCAGAAGCUACCGUUAGCCAGUAGCCAAACAUCCAGCAGUGAGGCAGGGAUAUCCUUAAUCCAAAGGCAACCAGAAAACAUCUCAUUAUUACUACAUUUUGUGACGUGGGUUGUUUUUUGUCUCUGUUGAGUUCAACUCUUCAUUUCUGUUCUUCCACAUCAAAGUGGAAUGAUUAUUUUGAGUCUCUUAGUGUUUUCUGCUUCCAUGCAGUAAAUUUGAUUUAAAUAAGUUGGUUAAAAUGUACAUUGUGAUCUAAAGCACGUUAGCAGGAAGAUUUGUUCACUCACAUGAGCUUUCAUGUUUUAGAAAGCAUAAUUUUUCAAAUUAUCAGGCAGUAGGUUGACAUUGACAUCACUAUUUUCCAUUUAUUCUAGCAGAUGUUUGUUAAACAGCUGCAGUGUAAUGGCGCUUGCCUAGGUCCAGUGUGCAAUUCACAGCUGACCUUGACAGGGCCUUUGCUUUCUGGGAGUUUAUAGUCUUUAGACUAUCUUCAGAUCCCAUUGAAAGAAGGAGAGUAAUACCACUUACGUUAAGGGUUGGAAAUGUGUUUUCCCACAGUAUUUCUUUGAGCUUUCAUAUUUCCCAGUUGUAUGUAGGAGUGCACCCUAUGAGAUUCAGGACAUGCUUUUGUGCUAUGAGUGAAAGUGCCUCACAUCAGGGUCAGCAUUACCCUGUGUGUCCAUUGGGUGUGCAUUACAAUGAUUUUCAUGUUCUGUCUGGAAUUCCUUCGACCUUGAUUCCCCAAGAUCCACUGUCAGAAGGCAGUGGACACCUGCGUUUGUCACUUUUGUCACAGCAUCCAGCUUCUUUUCCUGAUUAGUUCCACCAUUUUAAAAUAGAAGAGUUGUGCAACAUGGACCCUAAAUGAUCCGAUUGUCUCUAGGAUUGAUGAUAAUUUUAUUUUGAACUGCAGUAGGGAUUAAUGUGUUAUCUUUUUUUAAUGAUCUUCCUUUGCUUCUCAUGCAGCUCUUUUACCUGAUAUACUUGAUUGAUUAAUUAUGCAGAGUUUCGUUUCCUUUUGUGGAAGCAGGGCCCACUUCUUUCCUCCCAUUUUUAUGAGUACCUUUUAAAUGAUCUCCGUGUCCAGGGCUCUGUCACUGUGGGUGGUGAUCACGCAGCCACUGAGAGCUAAAGUACUCUCAGGCUAAGUCCCCUGCGUGAGCUGCUACAGGAAGGGGCACUCCUGUUGCUGCACAGGAAAGGAUUAUUAACAAUUCAUUUGGGGGUUGUGGCUCCAGGAUUUCAACAGUUAAUCAUGCCAAUUAAGUAAAAACACUUCAGUAGGAUUUGCCCGAUUAAGUUGAACACUUCAGGAGGAUUCACUCAAUUAAAUGUGGGUGGCUUGGGAGGACUGUGUGUGUGUGUGUGUGUGUGUGUGUGUAAGAGACAGAGAGAGACGAAGAAAGAGAGAGAGGAAUGGCAUGUCUCGUUGUGCAGUGAGGGCAUGUUAACAGGAUGGUUUAAAGGCAGCACCCAAACACCCAUAUAUACCAUUAGGCCUAGAUGACACUAAGCCUCACCCCCAGUCUGUCUUCUGGCUGUGGCAUGGUGUUAUAGGUUGGAUAUUAUUUCACUCUUCUCUGGUGUGGUUUGAAAAGUCUCAAAUCUUGGGAGCUAGAUAUUAAGCAAGUUUACCUCUUGGAGCCCUGGUUUCCUUCUCUGUGAAUGGAGGCGGUAAUAACCGCAGUAUGUGGUAAGUGAAUUACAGGAAGGGAGAUGCAUGUCUCCAAACACGUGUAGUGCAUGCUCCAGGGAUGGAAGUGUGCUCCAUUUAACAUGCCCCUCCCCACACACAUUGAUUCAGUCACCCUGCAAUUUAUCACGUACCCACUCAGGGCCAGGAGCUGCUGCAGACACUGGGGACUCAGGAGUGACCAAGAAUGAGAAAGUGCCCCUGCGCUGUUGGAGCUCCAUUUCUCCUGGGGACUGUCAGUUAGAAACAAGCAAUUUCAUUGGAUAGUUUUUAGUUAGCAAAAGUGUUCCAAGUAGACUGUGACGGGGACUAGAGAGUGAAGGCAUUCUAAGGAGGUGACAUUAGAGUUGAGGCCUGAUGUGGGCCAGGCGCAGUGGCUCACACCUGUAGUCUCAGCAUUUGGAGAUUGAGGUGGGAAGAUGGCUUGAGCCCAGAAGUUCGAGACAGUCUAGGCAGCAUAGUGAGACUCCAUCUCUACAAUUUUUUUUUAAGUUAAAAUAUUAGCUGGGCAUGGUGGCAUGCAGCUGUAGUCCCAGCUACUCAGGAGGCUGAGGCGGGAGGGUCACAAGCUUGGGAGGUUGAGGCUGCAGUGAGCUGUGAUGGCACCACUACACUCCAGCCUGGGUGACAGAGUGAGACCCUGUCUCAGAAAAAUAAAAACAGAGUUGGGACCCGAAUUCUCAGAAGGAGCCAUCCAUGAGAAGCCCAUGGUACUCUCAGCAGUUUCAGAGGCCUUGAAGGCCACAGUCUUGGCCUAUCGAGGAUUGAAUGAAGGCCAGUGUGUCUGGAUGUCACUGCGAUGUGGCAGGGCAAGAUAAGGAAUUGGGGGGCUGGGCCAGGGCAUUGUCAGAAGGCUAAGUUCUUAGGUCUCUGGCCUGAGGUCAGCGAGAAGAGGUCUCUAACAGGUCCUCUUUCUCAGAAGGUGUAUCCACAAUAUCCCCCUCUACAUUCCGUUUGGCAGCCAAACGUCAAUGUCAGUUGGAAGUGAAUUUUUUUAAAUGAAUUGUGUAAGUAAUUCAUGACCAGUUCAUUUUGUACUGGAAGCCAAAGUCAAAUCAGACAUCGAAUGUAUACCAGAGGAAUCCAACGGACCAGCAGGGCCCUGCCCGGGUGACAGUGGGACAGAGAGGGUGUGGCUGCUGAGCACCCGAGGAUGAACACGAUCUCACACUGGGGAAGCCCCUGUGCCAGACAGCCAGUUAAAGAUGGGAAUGGGGCUGCCUUGGACUCUGGGCUAGAUGAGGCCUUCUGCCCACACUUCUUAGGUGCUGAUAGCUUGCAGGGAGGAGCCCAGGAAGUCACAACCCCAUGGGCCUGUCUCUAGGCUUUCUGGUCAUUUCCCUUUAUGGACCGCCCAUAGAUUCCUGCCAGCCCUUCUCCCCUGCACUUGCCUUGCUGUGUAGGGAUCCCAGGAAAUGCUGGGUUUUUUACCCAAGCAGAAGGGCUGCUCCCCAUUGACUCCUUGGCCUCAGCCCUUGGCUUCUCACAUGCUGAGCAGCUUUCUUACUCAAAGUCUUUUAAAAGCAAAAUGUUUUACAAUUGUUAUGCUUUUCUGAUACCAACAAAAUUCAGUUUGGUUACUAAAAAUUCUCACAUUACAGAAAAAGAAAGCAGAUCUUUCUAGACCUUGACUCUCCCCAACUCCAACCCCAUGUGGUCACAUACACAUUAGAGAUGUGCUUAUUCUAGCUACAAGUCACUCUCACUUUUUUCCUUUUUUCUCCUAAAAUGCAAAUAUAUACUUAGCCAUCUCCUCCCCUUCCCUUACCCUCUUUAGGUUUUCAAGGGAGAAGUAACUACGUCUGCCUGUAUCAUCUACGAAGGAUUCACAUUUUUGUCAUCUGCAGCACAUCAUCCUACGUUGGCACCUGUUGGUUUUAUAUUGAAACCCUCCAGUUUUCUUCCUGCUGAGUUCUAGGACUCUGGUAGUGUCUCCAGAGCUCUUAGCCACAUCUGUCAUUCAUUCUUUCCCCCACUUUUUUAUGACAUUGGGAUUUUUUAGACUCUUUCUGUUGGUUCUAGUAUCAUGUUUUCCAUUCUCCAUCUGUUUACUUUUAACUUAUCUGUGCCUUUACAUUUAAAGUUCCUUGUAGACAGUAUGUCUUGUUUUUAUUACAGCCUGACAAUCUCUGCCUUUUGAUCGAAGCGUUUAGUCCAUUUACACUUACCUUAACUAUCCACGUGGUUGGGUUUAAGUUUACCAUCUUGCUAUUUGUUUUUAUUUGCCUCUUCCAUUGUUUUUUCCCCUCUUUUUCUUUACCUUUCUUCUUUCAGAUUAUUUUUAGUACAUAUUUGAUCUCUGCUGUUGGCUUAUUAGCAUGUAUCAGAGUCUUGGAGGACUUGUCAGAACACACAAUCGUAUGUUUUACUUCUGAUGUUAUAAACCCCACACUACCUUUUUAUUACUUUUGCUUUAAAUGAUUGAUUAAUUGUUUUUUAAAAGAUUUAAAAGUGAGGUGGGUAAAAGCAUUGUAUCUUUCCCCACAUAUUUACAUUCCUGGUGUUCUUCAUGCCUUUGUGUAGAUCCAUCUUUCCACCUACUAUCAUUUUCCUUCAACCCAAAAGAUUUCCUUUAGUAUUUCCUAUAAUAGAGAUCUGCUGGUGAUGAAUUCUCUUAGCUUUUGUCUGAAAACAAACUUUAUUUUGCCUUCAUUUUGGAAGGAAAUUUUCCUUGAAUAUAGAAUUCUAAGUUGACAGUUUUGUUUUUCUUUUAGCACUUUAAAAAUGUCAUGCACUGGUUUUCUGACUUGCACAUUCUCUGAUAAGAAGUUAGUAAUUACUCUUUGCUCCUCUCCACGCAGCAACAUCAUUUCUUUCCUCUGGCUAUUUGAAGACUUUCUCUUUAUCACUGGUUUUUCAGCAGUCUGAUUAUUAUGGGUCUUUUAAAGUCUUGCUAGGGGUUGAUUGACUUUCUUGGACGUGUGAGCUUACAGUUUUCAUCAAAUUUGGAAAACUGUCCUGCCAUUAUUUCUUCAACCGUAUUUUUUAUCCCUCCCCCCACUUUUCCUCACCUUCUCAGGUUCCAGUUAUGUAGGUGUUCGACCACUUUCUCUUACCCCAGGUCAUUAAGAUGCUGUUUGUUUUUAAAAACUCUUUUUCUCUCUGAGCUUCAUUCGAGAUCAUUUCUAUUGCUAUGUCAUCAAGUUCUCUAAUUUUUUUGUGUGGUAUCUAAUCUGCUGUUAAUCACAUCUAGUAAAAUUUUCACUUUAAAUAUCAUAGUUCCCACCUCCAGAAGUUCCAUUUGGUUCUUUUUAUAUCUUCUAUUUCUCUCACUAUAUUCCUGUUUUUCUUUUAAUGCUUGUACAUCAUUAAACUCGCUGUUAUCCUUGUCUGUGAGUCGUCACUGGUCAUUUCUGUGUGUUUUUAUUAACUGAUUAUUCUCCUUGUCCUGGCCACAUUUCUGUGCUUUUUGGCAUUUCAGCAACUUCUGAUUGGAUGUUGGGUAUUAUAAAGAUUAUAUUAUUGAGUGUCUGGAUUUGGGGUGGUAGUUACUUGUGGAUCAGUAUGAUCUCUUUGAGGCCUAUUUUUAAGCUUUCUUUGAGACAGGUCUUUUGUAGCUUUGGCUCUAGGAAUAGAUCAGCCCUACUACUAAGGCCUCUGGAUUCUCUGCUGCAUGUCCCAGGUGAUCACAGAGGACUCUCUAUACUGGUUGAUCAGACCUUGAAUGUCUCCCUACCUUUGUGUGUCCUGAGAAUUGUUCAGCUUACAGCUUCCUGGUCACCCUUUUCCUGGGCUUUUGGAGUUUCACUCUAUGCAUGCAUGGGCCUAGUAGUCAGGAAAGACUCAAGGGGAGGCUUAUACAGAUUUUUUGAAGCUCUUUUUACUGCAUAACUAACUCCUUUCUGGAACUCUGCUCUGCAACUUCCAGCUGCCUCAGCUGCUCUGAAUGCUGGCCUGUGUCUCCUCAACUUGGCGAAGCCACUAAGCUCUAUUUGGUUCUCGCCCACCCCAACACACAGUCUCGAUCUGGAAAUUGCCUCCAGGCAGAGAGCUGGGGCAAUGAUAGGGCUCCCGUCAUCUGUUUCUCUUCUCUUGGGGAUCAUGAUUCUGUGCUUCCUGCUGUCCAGUGUCUGAAAACUUGUUUCACAUAUAUUUUCUCCAUUUUUUUCUACUUAUUUAUGGCAGGAUGUGAAAUCUGUUCCUUGUUACUCCAUCGCAGCCAAACGUGGAAGUUUCUGUCCAUUCUUUUUCACAUAACAUCUUUAAUUUUAUAUAAGAGUCUUUCUGGAGUAGCUGGAUUUUGUGGGCCUUGAGCCAGUGUAAGAGCCUUCCUUUUCACUGAAUUAUGAGUUGAAUUGAAUUGAAUUGUCAUCACAACAGGAACUGUGUAGCUGUUUCUUAGAAUUCACUGAAGUGGGAGGCCUGUGAUGCACGGAUGCCGGUGGUUGAAUCUUUCACAUAUUUUGCAAUUUGGAAGAAGAAGAUAAUUUGUACAAAUCAUUCAGCUCUUUUAUUUAACAAUUUAGUGUUUGAAGAUCUUUUCUUUGAGGCUUAUUUUUCCAGCUGUUUUGUUCCACUUUUCAUUUGGGUUGAACACGUUAGAGAACUGCUGUCAUGUGUACCUGUCUCGCUGUCACCAGGCUCCUUGUGUCAGUGGGCUGUGGCUUUUAAGGACCUCACUGCUGGUCUAGAAGCCCCCAUUCCUGCUCUCUUCCCUCCGGCAUCUUGAUCCGGUUUUUUGUUGCCUCUACAAAGUUGGAAAGGGUCUCUCAUUUCCUGGUUAUUUCUUCUGAUGAUCUUGGUGUGCCUCCUUCCUGUGCAGCAUCAGCAUGGACUUCCAGGCUUGCCAGUCUCCCUGCCCUUGGCUUUCUGUCUAGGUCUGUCUUCUCCUAGCUGUGCCUGGGCUGGCAUCUGCUGGUCUUGUCUUGGCUCCCUCUGGCCUGCCUCUGUUCAUUCUUUGCCAGGCUACUUUCCCCAUUGUUGAAGAUGUGUUUUCUCAGGCAUCUCCGUGCCCUGGCUCGUCAUUCAGCCAGCAUGUGAGAGAAGACUCAACAAGAUCAGAAACCAAGGAAGAGGAAAUAACCAGUCUCUUCCCAGGGGAUCCAGGGACAGGGCUGUCGUCACUCAUGGCCUUUUUCACUUUCUUUAGUUCCACCUACUCCCCAAGGUCUUACCCUCCCCAGGAUGGAGCCCCAGGAAACCAGGUCCUGGCAGUCCCUCUUGAGAUGCCAGAGGCCCAGGCGUUCCUGUUUUAAAUCCUGCCUUGGUCCCUCAUCUGGCACAAGGACAAGUGCUACUGGUGUCAGACCCAUCGCCCAACACUGAUCCUGCUAAGUACUCUGAAAGCACCUCCGCGACCCAAUACCAGAUGAAAGGGGAAGACGCCCAGCCACAGGAGAUGGCGUCCACAAGCUUCCCAAGGGCCACUGGUCCCAGUCCUGAAUUCAGACAGCACGGGGACUCUGAUGGGAAGAGAGGGAGCCCACAGAAUCUGCCCAUAGAACAUCAUUUUGCUUGUAAAGAGUGUGGGGACACCUUUCGGCUUAAAGUCCUGCUUGUCCAGCACCAGAGAGUCCACAGUGAGGAGAAGGGCUGGGAAUGUGGCGACUGCGGGAAGGUCUUUAGGGGGGUGGCGGAGUUUAAUGAGCACAGGAAAAGCCACGUAGCUGCGGAGCCCCGGCCCGGCCCCAGUAGGGCCCUGGAGAAUGCCGCAGAGAAGAGGGAGCAGAUGGAGAGGGAGGCAAAGCCCUUCGAGUGCGAGGAGUGCGGAAAACGGUUUAAGAAGAAUGCAGGCCUGAGUCAGCAUCUGAGGGUCCACAGCAGAGAGAAGCCCUUUGAUUGCGAGGAGUGCGGGCGGUCCUUCAAAGUCAACACCCACCUCUUCCGACAUCAGAAACUUCACACUUCGGAAAAGCCUUUCGCCUGCAAGGCGUGCAGCAGGGAUUUCCUGGAUCGCCAGGAGCUUCUCAAGCACCAGCGAAUGCACACUGGCCACCUGCCCUUCGACUGCGACGACUGCGGCAAGUCCUUCCGAGGGGUCAACGGGCUGGCCGAGCACCAGCGCAUCCACAGUGGGGCCAAGCCAUACGGGUGUCCCCACUGCGGCAAGCUCUUCCGAAGGAGCUCAGAGCUCACCAAGCACCGGCGGAUCCACACGGGCGAGAAGCCCUACGCCUGUGGCCAGUGCGGCAAGGCCUUCCGCCAGAGCUCCAGCCUCCUGGAGCACGCACGCAUCCACAGUGGCGAGCGGCCCUACGCAUGCGGCGAGUGCGGCAAGGCCUUCCGUGGGCCCUCUGACCUCAUCAAGCACCGGCGCAUCCACAGCGGACUGAAACCCUAUGAGUGCGACAAAUGCGGCAAGGCCUUCCGCCGGAGCUCCGGCCUCAGUCGCCACCGGCGGAUCCACAGUGGGGCGCGGCGCUGCGAAUGCAGCCAGUGUGGCCGCGUGUUCAAGAGGCGCUCGGCACUGCAGAAGCAUCAGCCAACCCACCACGAGUAGAAACGCCCUGUGGUCCCGCGGGACAGGGACGGAGUCCCCAGAGGGGAUGGCAGAGUCAAAGGAGAUGAACAGUUUUGUAGCGCUUAUAUAUUUUGUCUUCCAAAAGGUUGAGACCGAUUUAUACUGCCACCAGCAAUUUAUAAGUGUUACGUUAUGCCCAUCAAGAGUAGCUUGUACCAUUUAACUUAGUUUGGCUAGUUUAACUGGUAGGAAGUACCAUCAAGGUAUUUCAGUCCACAUGCCUUGAAUCCAAGAAUGAGAGAGGACAAAUCUGGAUGUGGGGUAGGGAGGGGCUUAGAGGUCAUCAACUCCAAGCUCCCCCCACCCCAGAGAAACACACAGAGCUAUUCCACGAUGGCGUCCUCAUAAUGUGAUCCCAGCUUUCCUGAAGAGAACGUUGCCCUCAUGAUUUUUGGCCUACUUGAAUUUAUAAAUUUUUAGGGAUGUAAAUAGAACACUCAAAUGUCUUAAAAUAUUUAAUUUAUUAAUUUAGUUAUACAUACAUACUGUAAAUCACAUAUUAUAUAAAAUAAUAUAUUAAUUUAGAAAAUACCCCAUUUUUGCCACCCUCCCUUUGACGAAAUCAUUUUACUCUGACUCCUUACCGUCUUCACCAACAUGGGAACCCUGUUUGAGUCAUCAGACAGUUUCAAGACACACCCAGUCACUUCCAUCCGAGCUCUGCACAGUCGCUCAGUGACGAUCCCUUCAUGAGGCUCUCAUUAGAAAUUUUCUCCCAAGCCAUAAGACCAUAUUUGCAGAACAUUAGGACGAUUUCUCUUGUCGUUUUUUAAUCUGUCCUGUGACUGUACAAUAUAACCACUUAAGGUCAUACUUUUUCAAACAACCUUUAAACGUCUUUUCUUUUAAAGCACCCAAAAUGUCACUGUGAGGCCAAACGCCUAGUAACAGUUACUGAAUCUGGGUUAAAUGUCUGUAUCUUUUUUUCUUAAACCAUUUCAAUUUGGUGUCCCCUAUACAUAUCCAAAACUAGCAUCGAUUGGGGUUGUUUUGGACUAAUGGGUCUUGUCCUCAAGCAGCACUAUUUUGUUCAAAAUAAAAUAGUUGAGAGCAUGCCCCUAAGAAGAGAUACAUCUCAAGGACUCAAGUGCAGGGUGACGCCUCCUUUUGGAAACGAGCCUCUCCUGGUAUCAGGCCUAGAUGGUACUUCUCCAGCCUUCCGUUUCUUGUUCUAUAAAACGGGGGUGAUCACAGCACCUACCUCCGAAGGUUAUCACGAGGACUGCCAUCGUGGCUGCAGAGUGCCAGGACCACCAGCCUGGCAUGGAGGUACACACUCAGUGAAGGCCAUCUGCUGUCAUUGUCAUCGUCAUAGUUAUUGCCGUCAUUCUGUGGCUUGUCAAUUCCAGAACUGGGGAUAGACCCCAGGCCUCCUGACCACCAGUCUCAUCUUUCUCUUAUGCGAUGACUUAAAUGGUGUUUCUGUUUUUUGCAUGCAAAUGGUCCGUUCAUCUCCUUUGACUAGUUAUCAACUUACCUUCGGAUAUAUUAACUUUAUGUAGCAGUUCUUUCUAUAUUGAUGGUGAUGUUCUCUUUUCCAAUUUUAUUGCUUUGCUCUUUGUAGCAGUUUUAUUACGUUUUUGUUGUGAAAGCUUUUAAUUUUUACAUAUCCAAGCAUUCAUUUUUUGUCCACUCAGUCAUAACUUUCAUUGCUUCUGUAGCUAGAUAUGAUGACAUUUUCUCUAGAAUUUUAAUUACAAACAAAAAGCUGCAACCCCGGCCCAUCAGAAGGUGAGUACACCAGGUGGGCAGGCUGGAUGGAAAUGGGCCAGAGAAGCAGGCUCUUUCCUCAUCCGAGAUGCGGACUCCGUGUCUAUCUGUGGGCACCACUUGACUAUCCAACCUGGCCACUGUGACACACUGGAGAUGCUCCCAUCAUAGAUUAGCCAGAACUCUGUGACUGCUCAUCAUUAUAGACCCCGCCAGCAGCAGCGGGGCUUGGCCUCACCUAGAUCAAUGGAGUGGUCCAAACUUGGUCUGGGAGCAAGCAGCCCAGCCAUCCUUUGAGCUCCUGGGAGCCUUGACAAUGCUCGGACUGGAUUCAGUGACUGAGCAGCAGAUUCACCCAAGAAACAUCUCCUUGGACACAAGAAGACUUGCCUAGACCACAUCCUCCUUUCAGCCGGUGACUCUAGAACUAGAAAGAGAUUGGUUCAUAGGCUUCUGCUGUGGGCAGCUAGGGGAAAAUUCACCCAUGUGUUCUGGCAUCACUUCCUAUAGCCACACCUAAGCGAGGGCAACAGAGCAGAGGCUCGGAGAGGAACCCUGCCCCUCCGAUGGCUUGUGCGUUAACGCUGAUAGAAGCUGGCAGCACUGCCCUGGGCUAUGACUUGCAACAGCCAUGCCCAGGAGGAGCACUAAAGCAAAGGUUUGGAGGGCAGUGGAACCCUUCUGAAAGCCUGUGUGGCAUAGAAGUAGAAGCUGGUCCUCCUGGGUCUGAGCUACCAUUUCCAGCGGGCUCCCCCAAGAGGAACAGCAGCAAGGGCUAGCGAGGACCUGCCCCUCCAGUGGCCCACAGAAGCCACAGAUAGAAGCCAGCCCCACCAGGGCUGUGCUGUGACUUCCCAGCAGCUGUGGCUGGGGACAGGGACACUAGGAGGGCCUGGCAAGGAAGUGUGCCCUUCUCGUGGGCCCACCAAGGCUGAGGCAGAGCUUCCUAGCAGACACAACUUGGAAGGGCUUCUCAGGCACCCAUCCUGUGAAGCAAGGUCCUACAAUGACCCCUGUGACCUUGGCCAGAAGGUCCUCUCAAAUGGACCCAGGCCACCACAGUGGCACUAUGCGACAUCUCCACCCUGACCCCCAGGCUGGAGAGGAGCCAAAAGCACUUGUUACAUAGUGAUUCCUUUUGCCCUGUGGGCCUCAGUUCUUGCAGUAGUUGUGAAUCUGUGUCUGAAAUCACUACUUUCUUCUCGGAUCCAUUUUCUCUUUUCGAGUUGUUAGGAUGUGUUUUGUACAGCUGUCAUUUGAUAAAGAAGGUUGACCUCUACCAGGGGCAAGUCUGGCACCUUUACCUAGAAGUACUCUGCCAUGUCUUGCCUGUUCAUUUAUCGUUUGUUGGGUUUCAUGAGGGAUCCCAUUGAAGUAGAUCCCUUUUAUGAAGGGAUCCCAUUGAAUGCAGCAUUAACUCAGAACGUAGCAUAAAGUCGUCACUGCUCCCAGCUGGGACGUGGUGUCUUGGCAUCCCUUCCUGCCGUCCUUGACUCUUUCCCAUCUUCAGUUCUAUAAUUUUCUCCCAAACAAAUGCUCUUUUAGAGUUAACACUAAAGAUCUGGUCUUUGCUGUCAAGGUUGACGGAACAGCUGUUCAUGGUGUUUGCGGUGAAACCCGUGUUCUCUUUCAAUGCAGUCUGUGGCUUUAACGUGUGUCCUGUAAUUUCGCCAAGUUCAUUUCUUGCCUCUGGUAACUUGGGGGUGGAUUUCCUUGGGCUCUCUAGGUGUACUGCUAUGUCAGAUGCAAAAUGUCACCCACCUUCCUGUCACAUAUCCUUGUCUGUGCAUUCAUGCAUCUACCUCAUUCCGGUUUUCUUUCUAAUCUCAUGUAUUCCUGUUGUGAGGGAAUGUGUUCUUUUCCCGAUCCUUUUGUAGUUCAUACACGUGACAAUUGGGUUUCCACGCACGUGCAUGAGAUGUUCCUCCUUCAAACCUUGUUACUAUGUCAGCACAUUACCCGCCUGGCAUGGAAAAAGAAAAAAAAAAAGAAAUAUGUUCUUUUCCUACCAUUUGAAAAAAAUCCUCCAUUGCUUUUAUUAGAGUUUUGAAUACUUGUGAAAAUUUUCAAAAGAAAGUAAUUGAUUACCAUUUUUGCUGCUUAUUACGAUGAGCUGUGUCCAUUAGCUGUGUCACCCCACUCUUGCAUUUCCAGAAUAGUCCCUACCCGAUUGCAGCGGGCAUGUUUCUCGAGUGGUGUUGCAUUCCAUGUGCUUGAUUUUGUCCUAGAACUGGCACAGCGCCUGCCCUACCUGCAGCCCUGGGUUGUGGCCCUGUUGCACACCAUGUGAUUUGCCACCCCGCUUCUAGGCCAUAUUAAUUCAGCCAGAACUGAACACCUGACCCAAGGGCAGCAAGCAAUCAUCAGAGCAUAGAGCUGGCAGAACAUGAUGGACCACAGACACCACCAGGCCUUCCAGAUCUGAAAUGCAAACAAGGAAACAGAAGCUUCUAGGCAUCAGAAGGUGUGGGGAGCAGAUCAGAAGGUGUGGGGAGCAGCACAGUACUCAGAGGAGUGAGGAGCGUGGCGCCUGCUGGGAGGAAGGCCUGGCCAUGGUAUGUUCUUGGAUUUCUGGCAGCAGCCCUCAUUGGUCCACGUGCGUCCCCACUACAGACUCCUUGUCUUGAGCCAGCUUGAGUGGGUCUCUACUCUUUUCUAUUGUGUUUUGCCACUUGGCUGCUUCCUGGCCAAGUCGCACCUGACUGCAUGAACACCUGUUCAAACGUGUGUUCUCUGUUCUCUAAGAUGGGUGAAAGUCGAUGCCUUCUAGUCUCAGUGAAUUUAACCUGUGAUUUUAUGUCUAGGUAUAUUGUUCCUUUACUGAACCCACCACGUGCGGGCCAUAAAAUGAGUGAAAUCACAGUGCACCCUGUUCUCUUAUUUUUGAAGUGUUUCACGAUUUCCAGCAUGUCCAUCAGAUGGGGGGAUUGCUAACUUCUCUCUUACUCAUGUACUUACAUUCUGUAGUUCUCAUUGCAUCACUUUGGAUGUUUACUUUGAAAAGAAGAAACUGUCUCUUUAAACUUGGCCCUCAAUGUCAUUUGCGUAUCUCUGAGAACAAUAGCUAUGUCCCACCCCAGUUUGUAUUUCCGUUGGUUGUUGGCACUUUUUUCUCAUUCCCCCCAUCUCAUUACCUUGUCUGUUUUCUGGCACUCACUAUAAUCAGCCUUGCACUAGAGCUGUUUGUGGACUUGGCUUCACCCCCUCCUCCUCAGCCCUCCCCCACCCAUUAAAUUGUGAGCUCUUAGAAGACAGGGGUGGCCUUUCAUGUCUGAUCCCCUACCAAAUCUAGCACAGUGCCUUGCAUCAAGUAGAUUUCAAUAAAUAUAUGUUAAAUGGCA
Gorilla gorilla gorilla (western lowland gorilla) is the source of this 13779-nucleotide messenger RNA. It is a transcript of the gene ZNF275, whose product is annotated as zinc finger protein 275. Gene Ontology annotation, biological process: regulation of transcription by RNA polymerase II. Lineage: Eukaryota; Metazoa; Chordata; Mammalia; Primates; Hominidae. The record is from RefSeq and is a predicted model, not a curated record. Gene Ontology annotation, cellular component: nucleus. The transcript has 3 exons. Bases 7577 to 8707 code for a protein of 376 amino acids. Gene Ontology annotation, molecular function: RNA polymerase II cis-regulatory region sequence-specific DNA binding; DNA-binding transcription activator activity, RNA polymerase II-specific.